CGGGACCCUCUGCCAACUGGGCCGCCGCCGCAGCCGGAAACGGGGAAGGUCGGCUCCUUAAGCGCGGCGAACAGCAGCGGCGCCGGCGGUGGCGGUUCCGUCUCAGGUGUUGUUUAGCAAGAUAACAUCCUCUUAGUUGGUGAGGAUCCUUAAGAAUGUCAUUACAAUUAGGGACGCUGCCAAAAUGGGAAUUUUAUCUUUACACGUUCCUUUCUUUUGGCUUCCAUUUUUAUUCCCUUUAUGAAGUCUUCCAAACCUCUCGAGAACAUGAAGAGGAACUUGAUAGAGAAUUUGAACUGGAAACUGAUUUGCUGUUUGGGGGAAUUAAAAAGGAUCCAGUGGACUUUGAAUGGAGCUUUUGGAUGGAAUGGGGAAGACAAUACAUACUGUGGCUUCUCCUUGGUCAUGUAGUGGUAUCACAAGUAUUUGCUGUUUACCUGGCGAAGUACAAACCAUGGUUUCUGAUGGUCUAUGGCAUAACAGCCUGUUGGUUUCUGCUGGGCACCAAUGGCCUUGCACUGAUUUUUCUACAUGUAACUGCUUCAUAUUUAGUUGCUCAGUUUAAGAACCCCAUUCUGACAUGGAUGAGCUCAUUGCUUCUUUUGUCAACUUUACACUUUCCUGCUCUGGAAGAAAUAAAGAGAGGCUGGUAUGCCAGUGAAAAUGAGUACUACUUGCUUCUUUUCGCCUUGACUGUCCGCUGCCUCUAUUACACAAGCUUCAGCCUAGAAUACUGCUGGCACACCUCUUCCAAGAUGAUGGAACCGUCAUUCCUUUGGAUGCUGGCAUAUGUGUUCUAUUAUCCCGUGUUUCACAAUGGGCCCAUUAUCACUUUUGAUGAAUUCUAUAAACAGAUGAAAAAACAAGAACCCUGCAAUUUGAAGUCUAAUCUCUACAUAUUCGUCUGGGGAAUAAUUCAUAUUUUCAUCUGGUGGUGGCUGGCAGAGUUGAUGAUUCAUUGUAUGUACAUGCAUGCCAUCUGCAGUAGCCCCUCACUUCUGGGAACAGUAACACAUUGGACCCUAGGUGGCUUGGCACUGGCACAAGUCCAGUUUUUUUACGUGAAAUACCUUGUUCUUUUUGGUGUUCCUGCACUUGUCAUGCGAAUGGAUGGACUCACGCCUCCUGCUUUACCUCGCUGUGUGAGCACCAUAUACAGUUUUUCUGGAAUGUGGAGAUGUUUUGAUGUCGGGCUGCAUAGAUUUCUCAUUAGGUAUAUUUACGUCCCAAUGGGAGGAUCGCACUGCAGUAUGUUUAAGAUGCUGUUUUCUACUGCAAUCACGUUUGCUUUUGUGAGCUAUUGGCAUGGAAGCCAUAGCUAUCUUUGGUCCUGGGCUGUGCUUAAUUGGCUUGGAGUGGCUGCUGAAAAUGGAGUGAAAAGGCUGGUUUCUCUUCCAGCUGUUCGUGACUUCCUUGAGCAUUUUUUGUCCCCAAGAGGUUUUCGUUGGCUCCAUGCAGCUUUGGCAUCUGUAUCCACCACCAUGCUGAUUUUCUCAAACCUUAUUUUUCUCACGGGAAAUCAUGCUGCCAGAAUCUACUGGAACAGGUUCUUCAUAGAAGGCUGGCCCUGGGCAACACUCUCUGUUUUUGGACUGCUGUAUUGCUGCUCUCAUGUUGGGAUUGAAUGGCAACAGAACUACUCCAAACAAUAACAGCUGUCUGAAUGGAAGCCACCUGGAUCUUAAAAAAAAAAGGACAAACAUGAAGUCCCCUCUCUCUCAGAGUACAACACUGUGCCAUGAUCAAAACUCACGAAAUUUACUUCUUUGGACUACAGUUUCCAGAAUCCUCCAACCAGCAUGGUCAUGCUGACUAGAGGGAUUCUGGGAGUUAGAGUCCAAAAAAAUGAACCUUUGCAAGCUCUGGCUAAAAUACUAACAGGGCACAUUUUAUCUGAAGGCAUAUGGAUGCCAUAGCAAUAUGCAUUUGUUAGAAUAACGCCAAUAAAAUUCUCUUAAAUUG
Molecule: messenger RNA, 1962 nt
Organism: Pogona vitticeps (central bearded dragon)
Lineage: Eukaryota; Metazoa; Chordata; Lepidosauria; Squamata; Agamidae
Gene: HHAT
Product: hedgehog acyltransferase
Biological process (GO): protein palmitoylation
Cellular component (GO): endoplasmic reticulum
Molecular function (GO): palmitoyltransferase activity
Source: RefSeq, a predicted model, not a curated record